Molecule: messenger RNA, 1122 nt
Organism: Ordospora colligata OC4
Lineage: Eukaryota; Fungi; Microsporidia; Ordosporidae
Product: chromatin remodeling bromodomain-containing protein
Exons: 1
Coding region: 1-1122 (373 amino acids)
Biological process (GO): chromatin remodeling; regulation of DNA-templated transcription
Cellular component (GO): nucleus; chromatin
Source: RefSeq, a predicted model, not a curated record
AUGGAGGCGUUGGAGAAUGGAUCAGAAAGCGGACUAGUAGAGCAUCAGCUGAAGUACUGUUCUCAAGUGCUGAUCAGGAUGAAGAGGAAUGCGAAUGCCUCGCCUUUUCUUGAACCGGUUGAUCCUGUGAAAUUAGGGAUUCCAGACUAUCCUCUGAAGAUAACACAUCCAAUGGAUCUGUCGACGAUACGCAAGAAGCUGGAUGUGAAAGAGUACAAGGAAGUGAAUGAUUUUGAUGCAGACAUGCGGCUGAUGUUCCAGAACUGCUAUACGUACAACCCAGCAGGGACAGUUGUGCAUGAGAUGGGGAAAGCACUUGAGGGAGUUUAUGAUGAGCUGAUGGCUGGGAUGCCGAAUGAGGUGGGAAGGAAGAGAAAGCGAAAUGAGGUAGUACCAACUACAGGAAGAGCUAAGCAGAUAAAAAGAAGCGCAAGGGUAAGUGAAGGGAUGAAAGUAGAAGAGUAUGAGUUGUGCAAUGAAGUUGUUGCAGAGCUGAUUAAGGGAAAGCACAAGGCAUACAACUGGCCGUUUCUUGAGCCUGUUGAUGAGGGGCUUGUGCCUGGAUACUACUCUGUGAUUAGUGAGCCGAUUGAUCUGCAGACAAUAAACAAUAAGCUUGAGCAGAGGAAAUAUCACGGAGUUGAGGAGUUUAAGAAUGAUCUUGAGCUGAUUAUUGAGAACUGUAAGAAAUUCAAUGCACCAGGAACGGAAGUUUAUGAGUGUGGGAUUGAGUUUGAGAAGGAAAUAACGGCACAGAUACAAAGGGUGAUGCCCAACGAUGUACGUGGAAAGAUAGCGGAGUUGAAGAAGAAGAUAGCAGGAUAUACUAGAGAAAUAAAGAUGUUAGAAGCAAGGAUAGCAGAACAGGACUGGGAGGGAUCGAGUAUGAAGACAUACUCUCUGAGUGAGCGAGUGAGUAUUGGAAAUGCAAUACUGAAUAUGAAUAGGAAUCAAACGGAGGAGGUAGCAAAGAUAGUUUUGAGACAUGGAUCUGGAGAGUUUGUAGAGAACGAUGAGAUUGAGGUGGACAUGAGGACGAUUCCUGACCAUGUAGUAGAGGAAAUUGAUAUGUACAUCAAUGGGGUUGGUGGAGAUGCCAGUGACACUUUGAAAAGUGACUGA